UAUGGAAUCCCAGGAAUCUGCAUGCAGCGGCCAGUCAGGGGAAAGCUUUACCUUGGAUCUCCCGACAGUGUGUGACCCCAGAAGUUAUGAAGCACCCCAGAGAGCCAGCCAGGCAGCCAACAGCCAGUGGCCAAGUUCUCCGGAAUCACACUCUUUCCCUUCUUCCUCAACUGCUGGCUCAGGUGGCAGUUCUCUAAAUACUGAGCAAAAAGGUUCCUGGGACUCUGAGACCUCCUGGCCCCACCCUUCCGUGAAUGGCCAGUUGGAGACCCACCCAGAGGAUGAUGAACUUCGGAAAUCCCUGGACAGAUUCUACGAAGCAUUUGCCCAUCCGCUGCCAGGCUCUGGGGAUCAGCUCUCUGAACCUGUGUGCCGGUGCCUGUCUCAGACAAUCUCUGGGCUUGAGGGCCAGGAGAGCCAACAGUACGCUCUCCGCAGUUUCCAGAUGGCCCGGGUCAUCUUUAACCGGGAUGGCUGCUCUGUCUUACAGCAGCAUUCCAAGGAAACCCGCUUCUACCCUCUGGAGCAAGGAGGUAGCUCUGUGGAUGAUGAAGAGCCCAUCCCAGGACUGUCAAGAGAGAUCAUUCAUUUCCUCUUGGAACAGACCAUCAUGAAAGAGGCAUAGCUGGUGCUGGUGUGAAAGCAGGUGCUGCUGGAGAUAAAGUGCUUUCAACCUGGCCCUCAGAGUCUCUGGGUGGAGUGGGGCUCCUCCUGACAUCUUUCCAUUUCCAGCCAUUAGCUAGAGGCUUCACAGGUAGAGGCUGGCACUAGCAACCC
Messenger RNA from Acomys russatus (golden spiny mouse), 777 nucleotides. It is a transcript of the gene Shld1, whose product is annotated as shieldin complex subunit 1. Gene Ontology annotation, cellular component: site of double-strand break. Bases 2 to 625 code for a protein of 207 amino acids. Lineage: Eukaryota; Metazoa; Chordata; Mammalia; Rodentia; Muridae. The record is from RefSeq and is a predicted model, not a curated record. The transcript is spliced from 2 exons. Gene Ontology annotation, biological process: positive regulation of double-strand break repair via nonhomologous end joining; positive regulation of isotype switching; negative regulation of double-strand break repair via homologous recombination.